Molecule: messenger RNA, 455 nt
Organism: Acaulospora colombiana
Lineage: Eukaryota; Fungi; Glomeromycota; Glomeromycetes; Diversisporales; Acaulosporaceae
Source: the annotation of a GenBank genome assembly
AUGAAAGAGUCAGACCUACCGCCGGCCUACGGGAGCACAUCCAAUCUCUCUUCACAAAUAGAGAUCCCUCGACUUCCUCGAAAAGUCGCUCUACGACAAAUCUACUCUGAUUUCAUAAAAUAUCUCUACGAUCAUACGCAAGAAUUCUUCGUCGAAAGUACACCGAAUGGUCAAAACAUUUGGGAUCGUCUGGAAUCCAAGAUUAUCGUCAUCUUUUGUCACCCCAACGGGUGGGAUAUAUCACAGCAAUCUUUUCUUAGUGACUGUGCAGUGGGUGCCGGUAUUGUAAGCGAAGAUGAAGUGGAGUCUAGGAUCGACUUUGUCACAGAGGGAGAGGCCUCGGUGCAUUAUGCACUCGCUUAUUCACCAUCAACGAAUUGGCUUCAGGCAGGGCGGCUGUUUGUGGUCGUCGAUGCCGGUGGUUCGACGAUAGACAGUAAUCUCUACGAGUGCAA